Messenger RNA from Amoebophrya sp. A120, 5833 nucleotides. The record is from the annotation of a GenBank genome assembly. Lineage: Eukaryota; Dinophyceae; Syndiniales; Amoebophryaceae.
CAAGAAAACAAGGAGAAGAACGGCCACAACUAGGCUCCUGAUUCCGCCUAUUGUUGAAAUUGUUCGAAAAAUUAUGUGAUUCGUUCGCUUAGUAGGAAAGAAGUGACAAAGCAGUGGAAUCAAAAUCAUGACCUCCUCGUCCUCCGGUUCUACUGCGCAGGACUCGCAGCCCCGGCGUCUCUCGGAAUACUCCUACGUCCCACAAUAUGGAUGUCUCAGGAUUGAUAUCGUCAAAGUUGAAAUAGUUUGGCAUGCAUAAAAUCCAGCCCACAAGGUGCCUGUCUUGCAGAGUAGGCAAGUGAGGCAGAUUGUAAGCCUGUUGAGGGGUAGAAACUGAGCUGCUGAAGUAGCAUGACAAAAGGCGUCUUGCUGACCCAAACAGCAUGACACACUGGAUUUCGGUUCUACACCAAAUUUGUCAUGCGCCACUUGGAAACUGGGUCACAACUUUCAUUCAUUUUAUGCAUCACAAGUUAUUUCAACUUUGUCGAUUUCAAUGCUGACACAUCCAUACACAAUCCCGACGAAAUUCCGUAGACUCUGUUCAUCCUGAUCGUGGCAGUCGUGCCAAUUUCUCCCAGAACUACGCAAAUUUUUCUAGUGGUGCAACUGCGAAUUCUGCUUCCACUACGACCACGACGUCUGCUCAUCAUCAACAACCAGCUGGUCGUGCCCCCUCCUCGUCGACCACUCGCGAGGACCAGAGGGGUCGUGCUGCAAACCAGGGGCAGCAGCAGCGUGGUCUCCCGCAGUCGAAUUGCAGCAACGCAGAGUCACCUUCCGAGGGAUGUUCCUCGUCCUUUCUCCGCAUCAAAACGCUCACUUGGAAUGUUGCAGGGUUUACUCCGAGCUCCGGCCGGGGUACCGGAUCCUCGUCUUCCUCGAACUCUGACAAUGAAGUUGACAACUCCUUUUACCGACCCUCGGAGGCCGCAAGCGCGUACGGGGGCCCUGCUAAUGGAGGAACACCAGCAAGAACGGGAGCUAGUUCUACUUCAUCUUCGCAAGUGGAUCAUCAUCCGACCGCGCUGGUGAAAUUGAAGCUGCAGCAGGAACUCAAGCGGGUGAUGUUUUCGUCCGCUUCUUCAGACGAAGAUUCUUUUGGCGCAGCUAGUGGUAGUCGCACGACAAUAAAUGCUACUGCGGUAAUAUCUUCCUCGUCCUUUGGCAGUGUUACAAAUGAUGUUUCAUCUUGUCGUGCGGCAGUCGAGCAACUACCCGACAUCAUCUUUCUCGGCCUUCAGGAAGUCGUGGAACUGAAAAUGAAUCCGAUGUUCAAUUACUACUUCUUCAGCAAGAAAUAUGGAACAGAAGAAUAACUGUGAGUGUAAGUGGGACUCUGUAAUGCAAAACUGCAAACGAGGACAGGGCGAGGGACGCUGUUAAAAAGGACACUUGUCAUGCUGGACAGUGAUGAGCUCCUCUUUUUUACAUAUGUGAUACCCUCACGUACUAGAACUAGCUGUGCAUGACAGACUUCUUCUGUCAUGCAGAUAGCGAAUGUGAUCUCAUGCUGUCACACUGCAGGACUACACCUACGUUACGUACCACAGUUUUCUGUUCCUUUGGAUAAGGAAAAGAACAAGCAAACGAAUGAAGACCGAACGAAGCUGACCCAAUGGGAGGACCAUGUGCUUUUCCCGGUGCUGCAGCAAAUUUACGUAUCCUGAGUGAAAAAGUCCCCACCCCAGAGUUGUCAUGCAAAUUUGCAUGCUGAAAAUAUUUCUCAUGCGGAGCCCCAUGAGAGGCAUUUUCUAGUCGUGUUUCGGAAUUUGUCAUGCUCCAAUCAGCAUCAUUUGCUAGAUCUGUGAUGCUGCUGAACAGUAGCUAAACAGGAUUACACUACGAGGCGAAACUUGUCAUGCAUAACUCUGAAAACUUGGAGAUUUGUGUUGCAAAUUUCCCAUCUUGACUCUGGUGAGGGGACGUUUUUCCUCAGGAUAUUACGACCAGCAGAAUCAGGACGAGAAUUUUGCCUACUACAUUGCGAAAAAGGAGCAGCUAUCAAAUGCAAAUAUGUCUUCGUCUGGAAAUUUGUGAUGCCAAAACGUGCAGGAUGAAAACACUUCCUUAUGCAGCAGAGCAUGAUAAGUUUGCAGAACGCUUUAUCAUACGCCCUCCGCAUGACAAAUUGCGUUUUUGCAUGACAAGAGAGGCUACGACUUUUGUUAGUCAUGCAAUACAGAUUUUACAGGAAUGCAGGGCCAGCAUUACAAGUUUCAACUUUCCAGACCCGAACAUAUUUCCAAUGGAUAGCAGCUGAUCGGCCUGGCGCUGUUUGUGAUCGUGAAGCGGAAAUUGGUAUCAAGCGCAAAAAAUGUCUGGGUCUGGAAACUUGUGAUGCAAGGAAGGGAUUAUCGGGCACACUGUAAUGCGCGUCCCAGCAUGACAAGUUUGUCCGUGGGUCAGAGUUGCGCACCCCGCAUGAGAAAGUGCGUUUUUGCAUGACAGACAAGAAGACCUCUUCGCGGGCACGCAAUACAGAGUUUAGGGUCAUGCCAGACUAGCAUGACAAGUCUCGCAAUUUCCCAGACCCAGAUAUGUUUGCGGUUCAUAAUUGGUGGUCAAUUUUGUCGACGUCUUCUCCGUGAAAACAGCGGCGUUGGGCUUAGUCGGGACGAAGGGAGCACUCGUGGCGGUAGUCAGCUGCGCGGUAGAGGAUGUGGAGAAAAAUCAUGGAACUACAACAGCGAAUAGGAAUAUUGGGGACGACGUCGAGAGGAAUGCUCGAGGUAGCGCGACUACCAGUCGUGGAUUGACAGUGAAAUCGUCAUCUUCAACAGCAGCUUCCAACAGAAAAGCCGCGAGAAGCUACAUAUGCACUGCAAAAGGCUCGUACUAGUAUGAAUCGCAUGACAAAUUUCCUCAGCAUGAGAAAUAUAAAUUUGCAGUGCGGAUUUAACUUGGCAAAAAAAAUUGUAGUGCAUAAAUGCGAUUAGUACGAAUGCGAUACUUUUGUAAUGCAUACUACACCGUUGCGGGGAUCAACUGCCAUCUCCCGUCUGGAGAUAAGCCGGAAAGCGUAGAAGAGCGCAAACAGGCGGUCUUGCAAAUUUUCGGCGAGCUGGCGGGAAAGGGCGUGCUGGGCGGCGCGGGGCCUGACCCCAAUGGCGAUCGCGGCCGAAGAAACUCCGGUAACUACAGUGGCCAGCAACUGCAGCAAAAUCCACUACAGUCCGGCGCGGAUUUCUUCCUCUUUUUCGGGGACUUGAAUGCGAGAAUGAUCGGGGGUAGUACUGGAGCUGCAUCUUCGAGCGGCAAAAGAAUUAAAAACCCCGACGUGAUGAUGUCAAAUCAUGCCACCUACGAACUGAAGCCGGAGGAUGUUGCGGCCUACCGAGGUGUUGGAUCCCAUCAGGCUGUUGCAGGAGCGCCGCCCCAGGCGCCUGCGAACGCCAUCACGACGCGCGACGACCUGGCGGCGGUGUUGCGGCCUCUGACCUACCUGGGGGUCUUCCAGGAACCGAAAAUUUUCUUCCCGCCCACGUACAAAUAUUUACGGCAGCACAAAGCAGCGAAUGGACCUCCACCUGGAGCAUCGAAUAGACCUCCGAUUCGUCUUCUGCUAGAUGCGGGCAAAUCCGAACCGGCCUACACCGACCGGAUUCUGUACAAAAUAAUCCGCGAAGACAAUUACAUAUCGCAAGAAAAAAGUGUUACAGAUACACACAUAGUCUAUGCAGGCGAAGCAAGACAGACAAGCUCUGUCAUGCCGGAUAUGCAUAGGAGCCCUGUUUCGUACGUAAGCAUUUUCCCGCAGGAUUUCUGCAUUGCAAGUUUUCUUAGUCAUGCAGAGAAAUUUGUGUUGCUGAAUUGACAACAAAUAACUGUAACACUUUUUUCGUGUGAUAUUACAGCACCGGUCCCAGCACUGGUACGAGCGGAAGCGGCAGUAGCAAACGGCCAGAAGUUCUCAUCGAAACGUACGACGUGGACAUACCGCUCUGGGUCGCUUUAUCACAUGGGAAAGACCGAAGAUGAUGCCCUAUACCCAUAAUUUUCAUACCCUAUGCAUAGUCAGGUUCAGGUAUAAGUGCAACACAAAUCCAGAAGUUCUUCGAGGCCUACGUGGUCGCAUGACAAGUUUGGAUCUACGUUUCGUGAAAAUGCCGCCCGUGUCCUCGCGGAGCCGCAUGGGAGAUGUGAUGUUGGAUAUGCAAAGAUAUCAUGUGCAAGUGCAUGGCAAAAAUAUAAUGAAUAAUGGGGCGUGUAGGAACAUAAACAUAGCUUUUUGCGCAGGAUACGCUUCGAACGCUGCGACUGACCACUUGCCGGUGAAUAUCCUGAGUAAAAACGUACCCACACCAGAGUCAGGAUGGGGAUUUUGCAACACAAACCUAGGAGUGUUGUGAGUCACGCAUGACAAGUUGCACUCUGCAGUGUAGUGCAGGUUAGCAAGUGCAGCCGCGUCACAGAUUCAUCUGCUCAUCCUGUUCACAGCAUCACAAAUUUCAAAACACGAUUGGAAAUGCCUACCAUGGGUAUGCGCAUCACAAACUUCCGUGUCAUUGCAAAUCUGCAUGACAACUCUGGGGUGGGGACGUUUUUACUCAGGAUAGUAAAAAGCUCCAUGUGCUUGAAGAACGUGGUCCCUUUGUACAGAAUAUCCAGUGCAAGAAAUAUGUCUGGGUUUGGAAGAAUGCGCGACUUGUAUUGCUCGGCUAGCAAGACUCUCAAGUCUGUGAUGCACCGUACCCAAGAGCCCCAUUUUUCUGUCGUGCAGAAACGCAGUUUGUCAUGCAGAAUAGGCAACAGUUACACUUGGAAGCUCAGAAACUUGUCAUGCUUAGUCAGCACUUUUGGCCUCUUCAUGAUAUCACAAGUUUCCAGACCCAGACAUAUUUGCAAUGCAUACAGAAGUCGCAGCAGCACCAACAGACUCACGGCUGCAUCUGCAAACGCGACGUCGAGCAACUUUCCCGCCGCCACCUUGCAACCCCAGGCGAAAGCAGUGCAAGUCCCAAGACCCGGAGGAGUAGCUCCGGUCGCCGGGGGUGGAGCUGGUUCAUCUACAACUAACAACCCGAAGAUGAUGAAUAUGAAUUCCUAUGCGUCCUCCUCGUCAAAUGCUAGUACAACGCCAGCACAGCGCACUCCUCCCCAAGCCGUUGGCACCAGCACCACGGUGAACAACGCUAAGGUGGUGAUUUCCCCAACGCAGCUGUUGUUUCAGCCCUUUUCGUCCCUGAACGCGACGCCCCAAGAGGUGGAGAUUCAGUGCACGCCCGCGAACUCGCUGGUGGCCAUCUACGCCAUUUCUACUACUAGUUCCGCUUCCGAUGGCGGGCAGGAGAACAGCGGUGGUGGGAGAAGCGUGAUGAACAACUCCUCCUGGUACCGUAUUACCACGUAUUCCAUGAAAGUUUCGGAUUUUGGGGCGGAACUGGACAUGGCGGCUCCGGAGACGCGGAGUAGUGCGGGAACACAUCAUGAUACAGCUCCCUCCUCCCAGCCAGCGUUGAUGCGUCCGAUUUGGGUCGGGUACGGGAGUCAGAAGAUCAAAAUCCAGUGCCUGGCGGACUUUGAUGGCGGGGAAGUUCCUACAACAAGAACCGGCAAUGGUGCUAGUAGUGGGGCAAAUUCAACAGGAGCAUUCUUGGGGGUUAAUUUGUGCGAAAUUUUGUUGGUGAAGCCCAUCAUAAGAGGUGAUCAAGAACUUCAACAUGCAGGAGCUUCUGCAAGCAAAAGCGGUCGCGGUCAAAAUAGCGUGGGCAGCAGUGGGUCUAGUUAUAGUAGUGGUCGAGAAAUGAUGAACAGCACGAACAGAACUACUUCAGUUUUUGACGAUCGCAAUGGAGUGUAUCUGACGCUCGAACUCAUAGGAUUUUUCAAG